Molecule: messenger RNA, 2790 nt
Organism: Owenia fusiformis
Lineage: Eukaryota; Metazoa; Annelida; Polychaeta; Sabellida; Oweniidae
Source: the annotation of a GenBank genome assembly
AUGAAUAUGGAUCGUCAUGUGAAUCCCAACAUGGUAGGUAAAUUCCCAACUGGAAAGAUAUACAGCGUGAGCCCUGGCUCAACACACGGCUCCGGACAAUCUAUCCCAGAGAAUACAAGCACAAUGAAUCUCAGCACAACUCUCACGAAGCAAAAUCAGAUGAUUUUCGUCGCCAAACCAAGCCCCCCGCCCCCUUAUACCAAAGCUGGAUCAAACUACUCUAGUCCCCGAUCAAGUAUCGCUAGUAUUACAAGUUACGACUCUAAAGGAUCAAAUGGAAGUCCUCGUACAAGCUUCGUAAUUCCUUCGGGACCUCCUCCUCCUUAUGAUGCUAUUCAGUAUCAGAGAUAUACAAACAGUCCACACUCAAGCGCUGCCAGCCAGCGAUCCAGUCUCAGCGCAAAUUCAGCGGAUUCUAAACAUUCUAGCCCACGUGCAAGUGUAACAGGAAUAUCAAAUCCUUUGUAUGAAAAGCAAAGUCCAAGAGAUGGUAGGUUUCCAGUUUCACAACAGGCUGUAGGUCAAGAUAUGUUAGACUCUCGGUUCUUGGCUAUGUCCAGAGCGGGGGUAAUAUCAGUGAGUGAUAGUCGCUAUAAUGAACCAGCACCUCCUGCCCCGAAUGUAUACGACUCAAGGCUGAAACAUUUACAGCAUGUCACUCAACAGCAUCAUAUGUUAGGCAAAGCUCCUGCCCAGGGGAGGCAUAUUAUGGGGGAUCAGGGUGGACACAGAACCCAGUAUACAUCCCAGCCUUUGCUGGCUAUGCUUCACAGUGGGAGUAACACACCACAGGGUUCCAUGACCUCUCUUAAUAGCGUACCCAUGACGGCACCUAAUAGACUUGCCAAUUGUGUCAAUAGUGGAUCAUUACCUAAUGUGGCCUCUGUUGGUCAGACGGAUCUAGAGGCGGAGCUACGACUCCGUGCGUUAACCCAGCAAUUAACCAAAGAUCUUACAAUCUCUACUAAGGAGCCUUCAGAACCCCCACCACCUUAUCACGGACCCCAUAACAUAAUAGAAAACUCUCCUCUUUCUGUGAGUAGUGGCUCAAGUACAGCCAGUCCCCAACCAAAUGGUAGCAUCUCCAUAGCAGCUGGAGAUAUGGUUUCCUUGCCAACAGGAGAAAGGGUUGCCAGGGUGAUGGGGGUAGAGAAAGGUCCUGUUAGUGAGGCGGAACGUAAAGUUGAUGCCCUAACCCUAAGACUAGAGGAAGAUAUGGAACGGCACCCCUCUGGUGACUAUUUCGGUCAGUGUUACAGCUGUGGUGAAAAGGUAACAGGAACCAGUGAUGCAUGCCAAGCCAUGGGAAACCUUUAUCAUACCAACUGCUUUGUAUGUUGUUCUUGUGGGAGGACCCUCCGAGGCAAGGCAUUCUAUAAUGUACAUGGGAAGGUUUAUUGUGAGGAGGACUAUCUCUACUCAGGCUUCCAACAAAUGGCGGAAAAAUGUGCAGUUUGUGGACAUCUCAUUAUGGAAAUGAUUCUACAAGCUAUGGGGAAAUCCUUCCAUCCAGGAUGCUUCAGAUGCUGCGUGUGCAAUGACUGCCUCGAUGGUGUCCCGUUUACAAUUGAUGUAGACAACAAAAUAUACUGCGUUAAGGAUUACCACAAACUCUACGCGCCUCGCUGUGCAGCUUGUGGCAAGGCAAUAGUCCCAGUGGAGGGGACAGAGGAGACUGUGAGAGUGGUGUCCAUGGACAAAGAUUUCCACGUGGACUGCUACCAGUGUGAGGAUUGUAGUAUGCAGUUGACAGAUGAGCCUGACAAACGCUGUUACCCAUUAUUACAAUCAUUAUUGUGCCAUGGCUGCCAUAUAAGGAGAGUAGCUGAAAGUGGCGGGGCUAUUGCAAGUCCUCAAAUGGCAAACCAUGUCGUGGAAAACCAUUAUGAACCUAUUGGACCUGCCCGUCAGGCAAUGUUUACCCGUCAAUCCACUCCACCCAGGCAAGCAUACCAAGCCCCUGGGGCUAAGCCAGAAAUACCCCCUAGACAGCAGACUUAUGUUACUCCCACACCUCCCCAACCUGAGCCCCCCACACGCCAAGGGGGCUUCCACACCCCUCCCCAGGACCCUAGGAGGACAUCUUUAUCUGACUCACCGCGCCAAAGUCCAGUGCUUAUGUACACAGGUCAAAAACCUGAAGUAGAGCAUCGUCAGAGCCCUCUAUAUAAUAACACCAGUAACUACCCUCCACAGACAGCUAAUGGAUAUGCAUACACUCCUCACCCCUCUACAGAUCCAAAAUACCAAAUCACAGAUCUCUAGUCUUAGGAUAACAUUUAAAGGGUGAUAUUUAAGGAGAUUUUAUGGACAGCCCCUCUCACAGCCAUUUUUAGGGGGAUGUAAAAUGUUUGAAUAAUUAUAAAUCUACAGAGACCAGUUUGUUGUUGUUAUACACAAAAAGCAUACAAAAAUCAUAGAGAGUAUCUACAGAAAUUGACAAUCAAACAAUUUUCAUAUUUUCAUGUACAAUGUAUGUAUCAUGACAUAGUAUGUUUUGGUCAGAUAGAAUCUGUGUAUGCUGUUGCAUUGUAGCCCACUUGAUAUGGUGCUAGAUUUAUAGUAACAUAUUUCUGUGUAAUUGUAUUGUUAGAAUAUACACCAUAGAAAGUGUAUGUAUUGUUGGUGGAUGACAGAUAUGUCACCCUACACCUCCAAUCUACUUGUAUUAUUUUGACCCAGUUUUGAAACCAAAUUUCGAUGUUCUGGCACCAUUUUUAAAUGAUAUGAUGUGUUGAAAAUAGUAGAAAAGUUGUAGUUCUCCAAAUGGUGUCGAAUAGACACAAGACA